Hibiscus syriacus is the source of this 2558-nucleotide messenger RNA. RefSeq names its product beta-galactosidase-like. Bases 2 to 2176 code for a protein of 724 amino acids. Gene Ontology annotation, molecular function: beta-galactosidase activity. Gene Ontology annotation, biological process: carbohydrate metabolic process. Gene Ontology annotation, cellular component: vacuole; cell wall. The record is from RefSeq and is a predicted model, not a curated record. The transcript is spliced from 16 exons. NCBI's taxonomy places the organism in Eukaryota, Viridiplantae, Streptophyta, Magnoliopsida, Malvales, Malvaceae.
CAUGAUGUUGUACAGGAAAAACAUGUUCGUGUUAAUGUUAUGGCUGUUGUCUUCUUCUUGGGUUUUUUCAGUUUCAGCCACUGUUUCUUAUGACAGCAAAGCUAUCACCAUUAAUGGCAGAAGAAGGAUUCUUCUCUCUGGUUCUAUUCAUUAUCCCAGAAGCACCCCAGAGAUGUGGCCUGAUCUUAUAGCAAAGGCUAAAGAAGGUGGAUUGGAUGUUAUACAAACUUAUGUUUUCUGGAAUGGACAUGAGCCUUCUCCUGGAAAUUAUUACUUUCAGGACAGAUAUGAUCUGGUUAGAUUUGUUAAACUGGUUCAACAAGCUGGACUUUAUGUUAAUCUCCGGAUUGGUCCUUAUGUUUGUGCUGAAUGGAACUAUGGGGGGUUUCCUGUGUGGUUAAAAUAUGUUCGUGGCAUUGCUUUUAGGACAGACAAUGGACCUUUCAAGGCUGCAAUGCAGAAAUUCACAACUAAGAUUGUCAACAUGAUGAAAGCGGAGAGGCUGUUCCAGACUCAAGGAGGUCCAAUCAUUAUGUCUCAGAUUGAGAACGAAUUCGGACCGGUUGAAUGGGAAAUCGGCGCUCCCGGUAAAGCCUACACCAAAUGGGCCGCACAAAUGGCGGUUGGACUCAAAACCGGAGUCCCGUGGAUUAUGUGCAAGCAAGAUGAUGCUCCAGACCCUGUGAUAAACACCUGCAACGGAUUCUACUGCGAGAACUUUACUCCCAAUGCAAAAUAUAAGCCAAAGAUGUGGACCGAAAACUGGACUGGUUGGUUUACUGGCUUCGGUAGUGCAGUUCCUACAAGACCUGUCGAAGACAUAGCGUUUUCGGUUGCAAGAUUCAUACAGAACGGUGGUUCGUUUGUUAACUAUUACAUGUACCACGGAGGAACCAACUUUGGCCGGACUGCCGGUGGUCCCUUCAUUGCUACUAGCUAUGAUUAUGACGCUCCUCUUGAUGAAUACGGGCUUAAAAGGGAACCAAAAUGGGGACAUCUAAGAGAUUUGCAUAAAGCAAUCAAAUCAAGUGAACCAGCUUUAGUUUCUGCAAAUCCUACUGUGACAUCUCUCGGACGUAACCAGCAGGCUCAUGUCUUCAGGUCGAGGUCUGCAUGUUCUGCAUUCCUUGCGAACUACGACACGAAAUACUCUGUAAAAGUAAUGUUCGGAAAAGUUCAAUAUGACUUACCGCGUUGGUCUAUCAGCAUCCUUCCUGACUGCAAAACUGCUGUUUUCAACACUGCCAGGGUUGGGCCCCCGAGAUCUCAACCGGCAAUGGUGCCGGUAAACAGUGCAUUCUCAUGGCAGUCAUACAAUGAACAAAGCCCCACUGCUGAUGAUCGAGAUACAUUUGUACAUGAUGGGCUCUGGGAACAAGUAUAUCUCACAGCAGAUAAAUCAGAUUAUUUGUGGUACAUGACAGAUGUACAAAUCGGCCCUAACGACUUGAAGAAUGGACAAGAUCCUCUUCUCACCAUUUGGUCAGCAGGCCAUGCUUUGCAUGUUUUCAUCAAUGGUCAACUAGCAGGUACCGCAUAUGGUGGAUUAGACAAUCCAAAACUAACAUUCAGCAAAAAUGUCAAGCUAAAAACCGGGAUUAACAAGAUUUAUUUAUUAAGUGCUGCAGUCGGACUUCAGAAUGUCGGCACUCAUUUCGAGACAUGGAAUGCCGGUGUUCUAGGUCCGGUUACAUUGAAGGGUCUAAAUGAGGGGACAAGAGACAUAUCUAAGCAGAAAUGGUCUUACAAGAUUGGUCUGAAAGGGGAAGGCUUAAACCUUCACACUGUUUCUGGAAGCUCUUCUGUUGAAUGGGUUCAAGGAGCACAAUUGGUGAAGAAACAACCUAUGACUUGGUACAAGACAACUUUCAAUGCACCGGGAGGCAAUGAACCAUUAGCUUUAGAUAUGAGUAGCAUGGGAAAAGGGCAAGUAUGGAUAAAUGGCCAGAGCAUCGGACGCCACUGGCCCGGAUAUAUAGCUAGUGGCAGUUGCGGUGGUUGUGAUUAUGCUGGAACUUACACUGACAAGAAAUGUAGAACUGGCUGUGGGCAGCCUUCUCAAAGAUGGUACCAUGUUCCGCGUUCAUGGGUUAAGCCGAGUGGAAAUUUUUUGGUCGUGUUUGAAGAAUGGGGUGGUGAUCCAUCUAGAAUUGCUUUGGUUAAAAGAACUGCUUGAAGAAGCUCAGUUGAAACUACCUGCAACUGAAAACUAAAGAGAGAGAUUUGUGGUAAUGAAGUUCAAGCUGGUUCAUAUUCAGUACAUACAUACAGUCACAGCAAAGAAGAUAAACAAUAAAGUAAGAAGAGAGUGAAAGAACACAGUCUGUUCGAACAACAAUAAACAUUGGUCGUGAAAUGGUCGAAAAAGAACGUUUUAACGUACAUAGAGAGGCUACUAUUUGUCUAAUACAGCUUUAUAAAGCAUACUUAGAAUCAUUAGGAUUACUCUAGCUUUUGCUGGAAUCAUAUUAUGCAUGUCAAGUCUCUAGAGGCAAGCAAUUUUAUUGCUUCUCUUUGUAAAAGUAAAUGUAAAAGUAAUAAAUCCAAGCAUUUCAAUA